Molecule: messenger RNA, 1230 nt
Organism: Heterotrigona itama
Lineage: Eukaryota; Metazoa; Arthropoda; Insecta; Hymenoptera; Apidae
Source: the annotation of a GenBank genome assembly
AUGGAGUUCAGCAAUAAUCAAGCACAUCAAUAUAAAUUUAAUUACACUGUACGAUCUGUAAUUUAGGUGGCGAGAUUUGAAUCCCGUGUGAAGCCUAGUGAUAUGUCUAUACCUAUGGCAACUAUAAGCAAUGGAAAUGGAUCAACGAUACAAAUCAAUACGCGGCCAGAUGAUAUACAGAAUCGUAUCAUCGGCGCGGAAGACAACGUAGAAACAAACUCCAACACCUGCAAAAAUAUUCUUGUGAUAUUAUCUUGGCUCAUGGUGAUUCUAACGAUGCCAUUUUCCCUAUUGGUUUGCUUCAAGGUGUUGACCAAGGACAGCGUGACGGUGUCGGUCGACGCGGUAGUGUACUACCGAGUGAACAACGCGACGAUUUCGAUCACAAACGUCGAGAACGCUCAUCACAGCACUAAACUGUUGGCGCAAACAACGCUUCGUAACACAAUGGGAACCAGGCCGCUUCACGAGAUUCUCAGCGAGCGCGAAACGAUCUCCGGGAACAUGCAGGUUAUCGCAGCAGAGGGUGAGCAGAAAGCUAGUCGAGCAUUAAGAGAAGCCUCGGAGGUGAUCGGUGAUUCACCUGCCGCACUGCAACUUCGUUAUUUGCAAACAUUAAAUACCAUCUCGGCCGAGAAAAAUUCAACGAUCGUAUUCCCAUUACCUAUCGAUAUGUUGACGUAUUUCCUAAAAGCAGGUUCUGCAAAGGACUCUUAAUAUCUUGAUAGAAACUAACAAACGGCCCACCAUUUCAUCAAAGUUAUCUACAAUCCUCUGUGCGUAAUCGGCUCGAUAAGGGGUAAGGAUAUUUUAUUGUUAAUUUUAUUGUUAACGACGAGGGGAAACAUUUGACGAAAACAAGAGGCUCCAGAACAGAUUACUCGCCAUGGAUUACACCCGAUUGAUUUUCUAACCGACCAUGAACUUUUAUAGUACACCAUCCAUCGACUAUAGCAAAGAAUUUUGCACCUCAUUACCACAUCACUGUAUCCGAGCUAUCGAUCAAUUUUAUGACACAUCAUGCAUAUACACCACUAUUCAUAAGUAUUAGGACAGAUAUCUGUUUGGUCUCGUAUGAAACAUGAUUAUCGACCUAGACGUACUAGGAAAUGAUUGACUUGUGCAAUAUCUAAAAUGUACAAAGUUGACAGAAACUGUUUACUUAGAAUAUAAUUCGGUAUUUUGUAAUAAUAGUAAGGAUGAUAUUGGGCACAAUUAUAUUCGGUAACU